Oldenlandia corymbosa var. corymbosa is the source of this 3355-nucleotide messenger RNA. NCBI's taxonomy places the organism in Eukaryota, Viridiplantae, Streptophyta, Magnoliopsida, Gentianales, Rubiaceae. The record is from the annotation of a GenBank genome assembly.
AAAAGGUAAACCCUUGACUCUAUAUCUCUCUCUCUCUUCAUCAUCUUCAUUUAGGUUUAGGGAUUGAAUCGAAAGGGGGAAAUUUCUUGCCCUUUUGUACUUGUUGAUUUCCUGAAUUUUUUCAAGACUAGAAUUUUAUUGGGGAAUUGGGGGACCCUUUUUGAUGUGCUGGUUUUCUGAUUGAGGGAUUAUUAAUUACUUUGGGAUGUGCCCAGUUGUUUAUGGGGACAUCUUCAGGUUCUCACUUUAAUCACCAAUCCUCGCCAAGAAUGCUACCUCCUCGUCAACAGCCGCGAUCUGGUGGUCUACAUACUAACUUAUCUCUUGUAUCUCCCGAUGCUUGUGGAUCUCCUAACUUUCAAGAGAGAGGCUCUAAUUCCGAUCAAAUCCGUGAGUCCCCAUCAGAAAGUGCCAGUUCUCGGGAAACCUGGCCAACUCCGGAUGCUUUUGCUGGGAAAAAAAUGGAAAAGGAGAAGGAAAGGGAGAAUGGGUUCGCUGAGCAUUCUGUUGUUCGUCAUUUAUCAAGUUCUGAUAAGAUAUCCCUGCGUGAUUUAGCCCGCGAAAGAGUGGAUAUAAUAGCAGAAAGAAUGCAACAUUUACCCGAUGAGUACCUAGAGAAGUUCAAGAACGAGCUUCGUGUAUUGCUUGAAGGUCUUGGUGGUUCACAACAUAGAGAGGAAUUUUUAUUUCUUCAGAAGCUGGUUCAGGGUAGGGGUGAUUUGACGGACAAGUCCCUUAUCAUGGCACAUAGGAUCCAGCUAGAAAUCUUAGUUGCUAUUAAGACCGGAAUACAGGCAUUUCUUCAUCCGAGUGUCAGUUUGUCUCAAGCUUCUCUUAUCGACAUUUUCUUGUACAAGAAGUGCCGGAACAUAGCAUGUGGGAGUGCACUUCCUGCGGAGGACUGCAGUUGUGAAAUCUGCUCAAAACGAAACGGAUUCUGCAACCUUUGCAUGUGUGUGAUUUGCACUAAGUUCGAUUUUGAAGUCAACACUUGUCGAUGGAUUGGUUGUGACUUAUGCUCUCAUUGGACUCAUACUGAUUGUGCCAUUCGCAAUGGGCAGAUUGGCAUGGGCCCCAGUGUGAAAAAUGGAGCUACCAGCGCAUCAGCAGAGAUGCUUUUCCGUUGUCGGGCUUGCAGCCGGACAUCUGAAUUGUUAGGGUGGGUGAAAGAUGUGUUCCUACAUUGUGCACCGAGCUGGGAAAGGGAUGCUCUUUUAAGGGAACUUGAUUUUGUACGAAGAAUUUUCAGUGGUAGCGAGGAUAAUAAAGGCAGAAAAUUGUUAUGGAAAUGUGAAGAACUCAUUGGAAAACUGAAUGCAGGGAUGGCCGAGUCUAUGGCCUGUAAAGUUAUCUUGAUGUUCUUCCAAGGUAAAAUUUUUUGUGUGUGAUAUUUACCUUUGAAUGGCUGAUGUACCUGUCAUAUUUAGCCGCAUUAUAUGUAUAUUUGUUUAUAUAAAGUGCUUCUGCUUUAGUCCUUGAUUCGUGUUCAUUAUUUGUGCAAAUAUGCUGUGUACGAGUGGUUCUACUUUGCAUUACCAUGGCUGUCCAUUGCAUCUUUAUAGAUGCCAUUACAGUUUUCAAUAAGGGUAUGGUCUGUAAGGUUCUGUUGAAAACUGCAUGCAGGGUUGGCCGAGUCUGUGGUCUGUAAAGUUAUCUUGAUGUUCUUCCUAGCUAAAAGUUUUUUGUGUGAUAUUUACCUUUGAAUGACUGAUGUACCUGUCAUAUUUAGCUGCAUUAAUGACUGAUGUACCUGUCAUAUUUAGCUGCAUUAUAUGGAUAUGUAUUUAUAUAAAGUGCUUCUCCUUUAGUCCUUGAUUUGUUGUGUACUAGUGGUUCUACUUUGCAUUACCAUGGCUAGUCCAGUGCAUCUUUUAUAGAUGUAGUCAUUAGAGGUUUCAAUAAGGGUAUGGUCUGUAAGGUUCUAUUAAUGUUCUUCCAAGGCAAAGGUUUUGUGUGAGAUUGCCUUUGAAUGACGUAGACUGAUGUGUUAUUGAACAUCAAAGUAUUUGUCAAACUUUUAUACAUGUAUCUAUAUUUAUAGCUUUUGGAAAGAUCAAAGGUUUUUUGCUUUAGUCCUUGUUUUAUGUUCAAUAUAUGUGCAAACAUGCUAGUCCAUGGCUAGUCCAUUGCAUGUUUUCUAGAUUUGGUCAUUGGAGUUGUCCAAUGAGAAUGGGACCUUUGUUUUCUUAUUAGUGGUAUACCAGUUUCAGGCGUUGAGGUUUCUGACAUUAUGGUCACUAACAAAUGAUUUUAGCAGUUGAUAGAAUGUUAGAAGUCAUAGGUAGGAACAUGUGGGUAAGAGAUGCAAAAUUGAAAAGAUCUGAGAUUCUAAAAUGAACUUUGUGGGUGUGUUUGAAGAAAGAGUUGAUUUCAUUGCUUUAUUUUGUGUAUGUCAUUAUGCCUGUGUGUCAUCCUCCUGGAUCUGAAUUGUAAAUUUUUCUUUUGCCUUAUUUAGUUCAAUUAUUUCAAGUAUUUUAAUGUUUUUGUUACCUCGGCAGAGCUUGAGGGCGACCCUAAUUCAAAGAGCCAGGAAAGUGAGGAGGGUAGCCGUCUUAUAGCCCCACAGGAAGCAUUCAACAAGAUUGCAGAUGUGGUGCAGGAAGCUAUCAGGAAAAUGGAAAUGGUAGCUGAAGAGAAGAUGAGGAUGGUAAAGAAGGCCCGCCUUGCUGUUGAGGCUUGCGAUCAAGAACUCAAGGACAAGACAAGAGAAAUAGCUACACUGCAAUUGGAGAGGCAGAGAAAGAAGCAACAAAUUGAUGAGCUUGAAAGCAUCGUGAGGCUUAAGCAGGCUGAGGCUGAUAUGUUUGAGUUAAAGGCGAACGAGGCUAGAAGGGAAGCUGAGAGGCUGCAGAGGAUCGCUCUCGCCAAGACUGAGAAAUCAUCCGAAGAGGAUUACGCGAGCAGGUAUCUUAAACAACGGUUAAAUGAAGCGGAAGCAGAAAAGCAGUUUCUAUUCGAGAAAAUCAAGCUUCAGGAGAGUUCGCGAGGAUCACAGAGCAGUUCUGCAGGUGCUGGGAUGUAUUCCAAGAUAAAAGACCUGCUUAACAACAUGUAACAUGUUCCAUUCACUUGGUAGUAUUUUAUUUUGUCCUGUAGACCUGUAGUAUUAGAUUACAAGUAUAUUUAACUUUGUCCUUGCUAGUUUUAUUGUUAGUUUUUCGCACAUUACAAUUGUGUUUCUGGAAGACUUUUCACUUGGUAGUUGCCGGGUGAAACAGUUGCACCUGCACCUGGGUGUUUCUUGUUGUAAAUGUAUAUUUAAUGUCUUCGGUACCAUGCUCAGCAUUUUUUGCCUCUUGUGUUUUUGUAUCAACUGGAGUGCUUGCUUUGGGAUCUUCAAAGUAUAUGAAAUGAC